CAGGUGUUUUAUAUGUUUGAUAGGAAACGAAACGGUGUGAUUGAGUUUGGAGAAUUUGUUCGUUCCCUUAGCAUCUUCCAUCCAUACACUCCCGAACAUGAAAAGUCCGCAUUUAUGUUCAAGCUUUUUGACCUCCAUGGAACCGGCUUCAUCCAGCCCCAUGAGUUGAAGAAGAUGGUGGGCGCACUACUAGGUGAAACAGACUUAGAAAUAUCGGAAGAAUCUAUUGAAGCUAUUGUGGAACAGACGAUGCUCGAGGUUGAUACAAACAAAGAUGGGAAGAUCGAUGAAGAAGAGUGGAAAGAGCUCAUCGCUAAGAAUCCUUCAAUCCUCAAGAACAUGACUCUACCUUACCUCAAGGAAGUGACUUUAGCAUUUCCAAGCUUUGUACUCGACUCCGAGGUAGAAGACUAGAGAGAAUCGGAUACCUUCAGAUCAACAAGUCUAUAAACUGGUUUUACAAAUUUAUAUUAUCAUGCAAUGCAUGUUUCACGUUCGUUUUAGUUAUUACUGUUGAUAUCGAUUCAAUUCGAAGGGAAUUUUAAAUCUGGGUUACCUAAACCGUUAUGAAAUUAAACCGAUUGUUUUGU
Molecule: messenger RNA, 590 nt
Organism: Camelina sativa (false flax)
Lineage: Eukaryota; Viridiplantae; Streptophyta; Magnoliopsida; Brassicales; Brassicaceae
Product: calcineurin B-like protein 8
Biological process (GO): calcium-mediated signaling
Molecular function (GO): kinase binding; calcium ion binding
Source: RefSeq, a predicted model, not a curated record